Molecule: messenger RNA, 10637 nt
Organism: Folsomia candida
Lineage: Eukaryota; Metazoa; Arthropoda; Collembola; Entomobryomorpha; Isotomidae
Gene: unc80
Product: protein unc-80 homolog
Exons: 87
Coding region: 443-10354 (3303 amino acids)
Biological process (GO): monoatomic cation homeostasis
Cellular component (GO): cation channel complex; axon
Molecular function (GO): monoatomic cation channel activity
Source: RefSeq, a predicted model, not a curated record
CGAGAAGAAGAAGAAGCCAAGCACGGUCUGCAGCACGAGUUUUUGCAAAUCCGUACUUUUCCUCCUUCCUUAGUUACAUAUUUGGUGGAGCCAGACUCCCUUCGUCGUUGGUGCUCUUAACGAAUCCACUUUCUCCACAUUUCCUUUCCACUCUCUCCCAAAUCUCCCAGUUACUUCUCCCCUCCCAUGAAUUUCCAACACUCUCUUCUUCUUCGUGCUGAAUACACUUUAACGUAAAAGUGAUCUGAGUAACAGUAACACUUGUUGUUUAUUUCGUCUCAAGUUAAGAAUAAUGUGAAUAUCGCAUAGGAAUAAAUACAUAGAUAUAAAUUAAUAAUAGAUAUUAGGAGAAAGUUCGUCAAGCCUUGGGCUCUUCAAGCAAGGCAGUCUGGGGUCUCUAGAAAGUGAAAAAUGGAUCCUGCAAUUGCACCAAGUAUUGUUCAUGCACUAUAAAGUUGCGAAUGGUAAGGAGAAACUAAUGGCCACUACGACGAGUCCAGGGAUGACGGAGGAGGAACCAUCCGCCACAACAACCUCCGAAGUCAAUCACUCCAACGACGAAGACUUUGCGGUGCCCAUUCCGAUCCAAACCUUCCUCUGGAGACAGACGUGUCCAUUCAUCAGACCAAGACUGGGUCGCUUACAUGAGGCAACAUGUGUGUUUUGUCAGUCUCCUGGAGUGCAUCAUGAAAUAAGAGAAGCUACAAAGUCGUUGGAGAAAGUUUUGGUCCAAAACAUCCAAUUCGGACUUUCACCAUCGUUAUCGCAGGCUCUUAAAUCGAUUCCGAGAUGGAGAGUGAUUCAAACCGCAUUUCCUCACGUGAUGCAUUGCACGGCUCAACUUCUGAUGAAUCGGAAACAAAGCGGAAUUCAGGGCGGUUUGGGCGCAGCGGAGACAAAAUUGCUCUACACGCUGCACUGGAUACUUUUAGAUUCGGCGGAAGAAUGUGCAGACGCUGAUUUCGAAAAGGGUCUCAGACCCCAAAAUUCAUUCCAUUAUCUUUUCCCAAUCACCGCCAUUACGCUCUUUGUUUACCUCUUUGCACCGCUUUGUUCCCAACUGAGGGUGACAGAUUUCAACAAUUUCCGGCUGGAAAAUGGCUUUCGUGUCUGGCCUUCCAUGUGGGGACAUAAAGUUCCGGACAAAGUGGUGUGUUUCAAUUGUCCCGUGAAACCAACGAACCCCCUCAGCCCCUUCUUCAUUAGGAAGCAGAAGAAGGACCCGUUCGAAAAUGUGUUUGGAGAUAAUACAUCAAAGACUGGCGGUGGAGGAAAAAUGUCGACCCCACCACCAACCCCGGAACAUGCAAAGACUGAAUUCAGUACUAAUUUGGUUCUGGAGGAAGAGCUCGAAAAGUUGGCGUCACCUUCUGGCCAAACGGCUUUGUCUUCUUCCGGUGGAACGGUCCCAUUUCCAGAAACCAUUCCUGAAGAAUCAUCAAGCAACGAUGAAGAACACGUGAUGAUCUUCAGACUGGGGUCAAUCCCAGAAUCGGACGGGUUAAGGGAAGGAUCCGUCUUUAAAAUGUCCGUCCCAAUGCGUCGUCAGCCCAGUUGCGAAUCGUCCAAGACGUGUCCGUCACCUUCUUCUGAUAAGGCAAAAGAUAGAAAAGGAUCUAACGAGUCUGCCGGGCGACCUAGAAUGGACUCAUCCCCACGCCCCUCCAUCGGAAAGAGUGACGGUACACCGCAAGCGUACAGUUCAACCCCCGGAGGUGGUGGGGGCGGAAAGGAUUCGACUCUACUUUGGAAAAACUUGCGUUUGGCCAGCUUCAUGGAUGUGGCGGUUCUCCGCUGCUUAUUCGUCCCUCAAUGGGAAGAAGAGGGCGUUUACUGGGGAUGCAUGUAUUUGUUCAAAAGAUUUGAAGAAAUUGCUGCACACAAGGCAGCUUGCGCCGAGGAAGAAGUAGCAACGCGACAGCGGAGCAAUUCCUUACCCACGCCAAAAUGUCAAAAGUCUUAUUUGGCCGAACUGGCCCUUGCUGUAACUACAACUCGUUUAGAAAACGAAAAAACUGCUUCCGCAAAACCAAAACUCAAACCGGAAGGAAGCAUACGAGGAAAACGCGGAAGUCAUGGUCAGACGUCGCCAUUUUUCUCCUAUUCUGCAUGCUCCUCUCCAGUCGCUCAGAGAAGGUCAAACGAUUCCAGAAGAGGUAGUGAAAGAGGGUCCAAAAAGAAAAUCUCAAUGUUGGAUUUAAAAUCUUUUGUGGAGAGCAAAAUUUUAUCAAAAUCUGAAAAGAAUUUGGAGAAAAUGGAGGAUCUCGACAAUGAAAUGGACCCCUUCGUCCGACCCAAAUCCGCCAUGGGUCAUCGGGACGAAGACGAAAGUAAUGUCAAGGACAACCUGGACGAUAAAUAUUUUGGCGAACAGUCAAACUUAUUCAAGGGAAAAAGUAUGCCAAGUCUUAGUUCUCUCCACUCGAUUGAGUUGGCAGCACCGACAGGGUAUUGCGGCAUGACCCGACUUCAGCCGUAUCCAUUGAAGACUGACAAAAUCCCAGUGCCAAAUCCCAUCAUCACGGUGACAGAACACACCCCCGCGCCCACCCCGUCCCCUGACAGAAUGUAUCGGAGACGUGCCAGCUCGUUGGAGAGCCAAUUGAACUCCUUCAUCCACCAAUUCGCGCUGGGUAGUCGGCGUGGGAGUGGGAGGCAUCUUAUUAGGUCACACAGCGAUACGAAUAUCCAGUACACCGUAUGCGAAUCAACAGAAGCUCCCGGCACGGCACAAUACAUUCGAAGCGAUGGGACAAUCAAUGUCAAAGUGGUUUUCCAAGCCGUGCACUUAAUCUGUGCCAGAGAAACGAUUCAUCGCUCAGUCAGAGUGUGUCAAGUCGUUCUGAAUCUGAUCGACCAUUUGUACCUGGACAUUGAGAAGGACAAGGAAAUCAUGAGUGUUCUAGAAACUGUGACUCGCGUGAUAAGCGCCAUGGGAUGUGCGCAAGGUUGUGCAGAUUCUCAACGGUGCACCCAAUCCGACGCGGUGCGAUCGCAAGCUCAAAACCUACUUUUACGAUUGUGUCAAAAGUUUAACGUUCUCUUUUCAAAAUUCUUCCAAAACUUUGUCAUCCAACAAAAUUUGACCACCGUGAUGGAGUUCUUCCAUGCGCUGUGUGGUUUCUGUAUGGAUUCGACCAGCCUACUUUCUCCGAUGGCUAUGCCAAAUCCAAAAAUUAGAGAUUUCUAUACCGGUUACAACAAUGGAAUGGAAAACAAUCAGCAGAAAGUGGAGUGCCAAAUUUUCAAAUUCAUUUUUAAAAGGCUGGUCACCAGAAUGGCGUCGGUUCAUCAUCUUCGUGCCACAGAAAAUAUGGCAUUGUAUUGCGACAUUCGCCAAUUUAUUAACUAUGUGUAUGAAAAUGAUGGAAACACGUUUCGAAGAGUUGCAUUGAGUGCGUUGCUGGACUCCUUGCUUUCAUUAAAGGUUGAUCGGCCCAAUAAGAAGAAUGCGAGACAAAGUCAGACGACUCGAGUGGUCAGGAGAAUGACAAACACCGAAGAUUCACCCGGAUAUUACAUAAUGGACGAGACGACCGGACCUCAAAGCAGUUCUAGCAACAAGAAAGGCUUUUUCAAAAAGAAGAGUUCAUCAUCAACUUGUGCAAGCAUGGGCGACACUGACAACACUGGAGAAAGUCCAAGUGGCACGUUAUCCCGAAAACAUGCCACGCUCACUCCCAAAUCGAGUGAGAUUGAUUUGGUCGCCAAAAGAGGGGCUCCAUCCAAAAAGGAAUCCCGUUUGGUGUCCUGGUUGAUGAGGGGUUCCACCCAAGAAAGAUCGUUAGACUUGGACGGGGAGGAUUCUAACGUUAGCAGUGGAACGGGCGCUUCCGAACCAAAAAGGACCAUGCGUCAAGCCACCAUUGUCCAGAAAGCGAAGCGAAGAGUGGAAGAACGGCUAAGGAGGAUGAAAAUUAAGCGAGAUUCUACCAAUGAGGACAGCUUGGCUGGGGGGAGUCGCAAGGGUUCAUUGGAAAAUGUGACAAGUGAAAAUGUGAUUGGAGAAACUAGUGAGUUUGUUGUCCUUAAAGAAAGGCGUCUAGUCAGCAAAGAUGUCGUCAAAGCAGGCAUCCGACGUUUCGGAUUUUUAUUGGAAAUUACUCAUCCAGGAUCACUCCCAGACGCCGGACUGAUGGCUGCGCUAUUGGAUUUGCCUAAAACCGUUGUUGUCGCGAGGUCAUGCAUGUUAUUGGAAUGUAGCUAUUUGGUCCAUGCAUGUAACCGUGGGCAUUGGCCGCUCUGGAUGAAAUUUCCAAUUUUUCGACCCUCAUGCGCAGGCCUCCCUGCAAAACCGGUCGCGUCAAAGUCAAAGUCUUACGCUUUGCAGAGAAUGUCUGGAAAAAUGUUUCAUCAGUGGGGAGAGGCUAUUAAUGCCCGGCUGGAAGAAUACAAUAAAAAGAACAGGCAAAAACUCAUGGAACUGGAUCUUUCUGAUGAAGCCAAGCAAAAGGAAUUGGCUCAAAAUGAUGAAGAGGAAGAUUUUUUGGAUGAUGCCAGCAUCAUGGACGGGGCCGAGUGUCCCUUGGCCCUUCAAGUCCUCUCGUGCAUGCUGCUCUAUGAGAUAACGGCAUUCAUACGAGAAACAUACCAGACGCUCCCGAAAGCCAGCGUUGUCCACAAACCACCCCCACCACCCGUCAAGAAGGAGGAAGAAGUCGCCCCGAAACCCGUCGUGGUUUCGGGCAAUGCAAAUCGUCGUUGGUCAUAUGUUAGGAAAAAACUCCUAGGAUUAGGCCAGGCACAGACCCAAGGGUCCCACUCGCUCCAGUCCAUUUCAGAUCAACCUCCCCCUCCGGCGGGGAGUGGGGAAAGAAAAAUCAGCUUCGUCCUCAAUGACGAACCCUCCACGGAAAGUGGGGAAAAAAGCCAUGGUGCACACCCGGAAUUACCGGAACCUUCGCAAAAAGCGAUGUCUGCCUCCGACGCUCGGAAGGUAAGACCCUUAUUAUUGCGGAGAGGAGCGCCAAGCACGACAACGGCGACGGGAGGAUCGUCAUUCAGAAGAAGAAGUAUUAAAUUGAAUAAGAAAGCGAAGGAUGGAGAUUCUGACUCCAUGAAAAGAUCUGAUUCGAUGACAAGUGCUCGACGAAAGGUGAGCUCCGUAUCGGAUGAAACUUCAGAACAUAGUGGGGACGAAUCCCCUGGGGUCAUGAGUAAUGAGGACGCUCAAGCCGGUGGUGGCACAGCUGUGACGCAGGAUGAGGAAUGCCUCUCUAUGCCAUGGAUAAGCACGAUUAUCGAGUUUUUGUCCAGCCUGAACUUUAGGUGCACACACCAAGGUUUUUGUCACCCGCACUGCCCCCGCCGUCUGAUGAGAGGAGUAUCCCGACUUUUGAAAGCCGUACGAAAAGUUUACGGAGAAGAGUUUGGAUUUCCAAAUGCCAACUCGUGGGGUUUAAACCAUCAAGACGAGGGAAAGGAUGGGGCGAAGGAGAAAGUUGAUGAUCCCAGCAUUUUGAAAUAUGUUAAACAACAAGUACAAGGCGGCUUCCAUUCGCUAUUCUCCAUUUUAAUCAAAGCGGGAUCAAUGCUGAAUGAAGAGCAGUUCCUUUCCAUCCUUCCGAUCACGUGGGAACUGAUUUUAGAGCCUGAAGUUCAGGUUAGCACGUGCGCAUCUGCACUCUUUAUUCUCGCCGGGGUCAAGGUUCCAGAACAAGUUCGGCUCCUUUUAGAAGGAGAUUUUGAACAUGCAAAUCCCAACACGAGAAUUAGUGCUUUGCUAAAAUUUCACAUGCUAUGGAAAUGCAGACACCAUGUUUGGCCAAGAAUGGAGGAAAACAGUACUUUCAAAGCACCUCCUCCUGGAAUAGAAUUCACUUUACCUUCACCCAGAAUCGGAGUGGAAUCCAUUGCUGUCGUUGAUCCACCAUGGAUGCCUGAAAUACGAGCUAAAGUCGAGGAAGUGACCCUCACUGACCAACAAGUAUCUCGGCGAUACUUGGUAACCGCAACAAAAACCAGGAAAACUCAGCAAGCCGAAUUGGUUAGGUUAGCCCUAAAAACGGAAGAGGACAAAAAGCGUACUGAACGAGAACAGUUUCUCAUCACAACCGUCGCAAUUACAAAAGAAGCUUCGUAUGAACCAAGCUUGCACCAUGUCGUCGGUGAAGACGAGGAGGAAGAGGGACAAGUAUUGGGACAGGGGGAGAAAGCCACGCUGGGGGCGACAAGCUCCAUUCCUCCGAAUCUUUCUUCCGGUGCUACUGCAGCUGGAACUGACGGGGUCACAUUGCCUGCGUCUUCCUCCUCGAAAGCGUCCCACCUAAAGUCUCCCACCAUGUUUCCUUCCUCCCUGGGAUCUGCGGCCAUCCAUAUUGCACAACUGCUCGACGAUCCUGCAGUGACCCUGGAUGGCAACGCGGUCUACGAGGUUGCUUAUGCCACUCUUUGGGAUUGCUUGGUGGAAGAUUCCUCACUCUUUUUGCGAUUCGUGUUUGAAAAACUGACUCGUGGAAGGCAUGAAUUAAUGUUCAAGGUUCUACGCCACAUAAUUCUCUUUGUGCCAAGACUUCCGCAACAAGCAGCGUUUGCAUUGUAUAAUCACAUUAUCGGAUUUAUCAUGUAUCACACACGAUCUCCACAAGACGCCAGUCCUGAAAUGAUCGGGUCUGCUUUAUCCGUGUUGUGGAUGGUUGUUCACAGCGUGCAAGGAAUAAUGUUUAAAGAUUUGAAGCAAAUCCUUCGAAAAGAACAGUGUGACGCGUUCAUUUUGCUAACUGCGAAUAUUCCCGCAGCCAAGAAAAUUGUGGUUCAUGGACCAAUGGGUCCCGAAGCCGGAGGAAUUCCUACCCAGUUUCCAAUUCAGGAAGAUACACAAUUCGUCCAAAUAUUAAGGGAGUCGUAUGACUUUUUUAGUAUUGAUGAAGAACAUCACAAGGAAUACUUUUUGGUGGACUUUAAAACUCACCAAAUUCAUAAUCCGAAUUCCUACGUACGAGAUUUCUACUUCUUCUCUCGGGCUCAACAUCCUCAAUUGAGUCUCGUACAUAUGGCUCCAGAUCACGCGUACAAUGCGUUACAAAGACAAUCUUUUAUACUCAAGUUUCUCGAAAUUGGCAAAGUGACAUUAACUUGGGCGAUAUUGAAGAAUGUUGAUCAAGUGAUGCAACGUGUCGUUUUUCUCCACGAGGAACUCAUGAAAUUGCCAGCCUUUCCGAGAAAAGCGUUAGAAUCUGAUAUGGACAUUUGGAAGGGAGGGAUGAUGGGAAGGGAACUACUCGGACUUGAUGUCCUACACAAAUUCAUGUGGGCGAAGCUUAUCACCCGCAUGUUCGAAGCAAUGUCGGGAAAUUUCGCGUAUUCAGGAGACAUUCAUCUCUUCAUCAAUGUUUUAAGUGGCUCUCUCAUGGUGCAUUCUGAAGACCAUUCGAUCAUCCGAUACAUCAUAAGCGCAAUGAUCAACGGCGUCCAGCAGUUUAAAAACAUAUUUUCUACCAAUGGAUACUUACUGGUGAUGCCGCCCCUCUUGUUGCUGUAUUCGACUCAUCAAAGCAAUGCACUGGUCACGGGGGCAGUAGAGUUUGCCUGUAAAGAAUUCUAUUUACUUCACCGGAAACCAUUCGUCCUUCAAAUGUUUGGAGCAUUGGCUGCUUUACUGGAUACCGAUGAUACAGCACAGUUUGGAGACCCCACGCGUGUCCCAUCAAAAUGCUUGUUUCGACUGCUGUUAUCACUUGAAACCCCGACCCCGGAUCCGCUCCAUAUUACCGAACUUAUUCAUGGACCUCAACCCCUGCGCCCACUGGAUUUUUGUUAUCACGACGAUUCCGAUGAAAUCACGGUUCUUGACUGCAUUUCAAUGUGCGUAUGCGUCGUGGCAUAUGCUGCAGACUCGUUGAGGGGUCAACAGAUGCUGACCAUUUUGGAAGCCGUGGUUCCCCCGUAUUUGACACACAUUCAAACCAACAAGACCGAAGGGAAGACGGAACGCGAUAUCAUAAAUCAUAUCGCAGUUGCAAUGAAAACACUCGUCAACAACUGCGAACCAUUAGCAAAAAAUUAUUCCGGCCCCCAAAUGGCCAGUCCAACCGAUCUGCGGGGUUCCAGCCAACGAAAUUAUACGAGCAAAGGUGGCCAAAACCUUUUAACCCCGGGAUAUGAAUUUGGUGACGAUGACUCCCACUCAAAAUACAUGAGUGACCACUCCCGAACUAAAAACGUGUAUGAUCGUGACAUGCAAGACUCUGAAGUUAUUCGAGACGAGUUUAGACGCCCAAGAGAUACUUUGUUAUGUCUUGUUUCCGACUUUUACUCAAAGUGCUCCACAAGACUUCCAGAGUUGGCCAAAAAAGGUGGCAACGAAGCCAAGCCCGUGGAACUUCUUGACAUUAAGAGUCACGUGCGAUUGUCCGAGGUUUGCAUGAGCUUGCUGAAGGUCAGUCCGUAUGACCCAGCAACGAUGGGGUGUCGGGGGCUGCAAAAGUACAUGGUGGAAGUGUUUCCAUAUGGGGAGUGGACCCAUGAAAGUUCAAGAGCAGCCUUAUCCGCAUUCCUUCGACGGCUGGAUAAAACCUUUAUCAAGAUUUGCAAAAAGACUUCAAUCAGACGUCAUACGGAUUGGGAAGCGGCUGCUGGAUUGCUGAAAGGAAUUUAUCAAAUGCUUUGGCGUCACCCAUACAUUGUUCACAACCAGCAUUUGAAGUCUUUAAUAUCGACAUGUCAGUGUUUGCUGAUGGGUGAAGGACAAGCAAGCGAACUUCAAAUUAGUUCUGCUGGAGCCGCAUUAUUAGGAAAAUUACCUCCGGCCCAUUUCUGUUCGACCGUUGUACGUCUCCUGGCCCUUCAAGUGCGCGCUUUGGGGGAACCAUACUCAUUGGAGCAAUCGUGUGGAUUCCAAUUUGCAGUUUCAGGAAUUGUAGAAAAGUCGGAAACCCUACUUAUGCAUUUGUUACUACCAAUGUGCAUCCGCGUUGGUACUGGUCGUAAAGAUGUCCCAAGGAUGCGAAAGUCCGACAUAAUUUUCAUUCUUAACGUCAUUCUAAACUGCAUAAGUCCUGGAAGUCCAAGAAUUAAGAGUACAACGGAAGCCAACACGUCCAUUAUUGGGAUCGGGGGAGGAGGAGGUUCCGGAGCUACGCGAUCUGGAAGCGUCACGGAGCGAAAAGUUCGCAUGUCCACGUUCCAAAUUGGAUUUCUUGGUUUGAAAAUCCUGUGCGUCUGUUUCGACACCGAACUUGGCACCGAAUGGGCCCGGACGGUCCGGAUAAUACACGAAUUAGGAAACAAGGGCGAAGGGGGUGGCCCACUCUGGGAAUUUCUGGAAUUCGUCAUUACCGUUCGAACCUCAAUUUACCCAAUGUUUCGUCCAUUUAUUGCCCAGAAGCUCGCAAAACCACCCGCAAACGAUCAAGAUCGUCAUUUUCAAUUCACCAUUCGCGAAAAAUUACGUGAAGUCACGCUCGGAAAAUGCAAAGGAGUUUUACUUCAAGAUCUUGCCCAUCAAAUGAAACAGUUAAAGGAAGACUUGGAAAACCGGAAGGAAGAGACAGUGAUAAGUAAAAAGAAUUUGAACCCGGAGGCGAACGAGCAAGGUCGACGGGCACGACCCUCCCUGUCCGAAUUAUUCCCCGGUCUGGCCGCCCGAUUCGGAGGAGGGGGCGACGACUCGUCCAAAGGGUCAUCAGGAAAUAUCCAUAAAUCCUCCAUUAAUCGUGAAUCUAGUGUCAGAGUCAAACCUACCUCGCAAGGUCGAAUGGUGGAUCGAUACAUGAGACGCGUGAGUAUUGCGGGUACGAGUGACGCACCAUUUACUAUUCCCGAAAACUCUAUCCUCAAAGCGAAAGAGCGGAGCGAGGAGACUUUUGAGCUUCACACGGAGGGACCUUCCGAAGGGACCGGAACCACGGAGGAAGAACCAAAGUCGCAUCGUUUGCAAAGACAAAAGUUUCAAAGUAGAAAAACUUUCCGGUUUAGGAAAAGUCGAAAGGGGGCGAGAGAAUUUUCCAGCGUGGACAUGGAGGAAGAAUCUGUCCAUCCGGAAUCCCCGUCUCCAGUCUCCUCUCCACGGGAAGAGUUGCUAAAGAAGGAUGACAAGGGGGACACCGAGGAUGACAAGUCCUCUCCGGAAUCGUGUUCCAAACCGCAGUCCAGUCUACGUCUGAGAACGAAGAGGAAAACGUCCACGUCACAAAAUGGAGGCGAUUGUGAGAGUCAAACUUCUCAAUUUUCUCGGACUAGCAGUUCUGUCGGUUACAGAGAGAGUUUUGCAGGCUCCGCGGAACGGUACAGUCUCCAAAUGCUGGAAAAUUUGGAUAUAACCCCCACCGAGGAGAAACAAAGUCCACCGAGUCACAAGGAAUCAAAAAGUCGUCAAGGACGUAAAAAGGAAGACGAUGAAGAUACACUCAUUUGAUAAUGAAUAAGCCAAAAUGUGUCCGCAUUUUAGUGGGCAUUUUAUUGACAAUGAAAUGAUGUGCUUGUUAGCAGAAAUACGAAUCUUUUAAUGGCGUCAUCUUUACCGUUCCAAAACGAUUGUCUGAAUAUCGGUAGCUCUAUGAAAUCAAUGUUAUACCCUGCAUGCCAUAAAGAGCAACAAUUUUGCAAAUGCAUAGAUAUAUAUGGUUGAAUCUUCAUGUGAUGAUAUUUAUAAUGAAAUUAUUAGAAUUAAUAAAAAUACUUUCUAGUUUAUCGCCUCA